AUGUUUGUGGUUAACAGGUCUGUUUUACUGGGUGUUGUGGUUGUUGAUGAUUCUGUUGAUUUUGAUUGUUCUUUCGUGGAUGUUGUUUGUCCAGUGGUGGUUCUUGCUACUGCUUCAAUUGUGGUUGUUGCUGGUGGUUCUCUUGUGCUUACUAUUGAUUCUGUUGCUAUUGAUUCUUUUGCAUUCGUUGUCGUUGAUUUUGCAACAGUUGUUUCUUCUAUUAUGUUUGUUGCUCUCGGUUCUGCUGACGAUGGUGUUGAUGCUGCUGCUGUUGUGAUGUUUGUGCUUGGUUCUUUUGGAGAUGUUGGUUGUUCUGUUCUGGCUGUUGUUGGCUCUGCUGUGGUUGUUGGUUCUUUUGUGAAUGUUGAAGGUUCUUUUGUGAUUGUUGUCGAUUCUCUUGUGGUUGUUCUCGGUUCAUCUGUGCUCGUUGCCAGUUCUGUUGGGUUUGUUGCAAUUAAUAGUUCUGUGGGAUUUGUCGUUUGUGGUGGCCUUGUUGGGGUUGGAGUUGUUGGUUCUGUAGUGCUUGUUAUUGGUUCUGUUGUGGUCGUUGUUGUGGAUUCUACUGCAAUCCUUGUUGGUACUAUUGUUGUCAUUGGUGCUUCAAGUGUUUUGUUUGUUGUUGUUGCACCUGUUGUGGUUGAUGAUGCUUCUAUUGUGGUUGUUGAUGGUUCUGUUGUGGUUGUCGUGGUUGGCGGUUUAGUGAUUGUUGACGCAUCUGUUGAAAACAUCUUUCGUUCUGUUGUUAUUGUACUCAGUUUUGUAGUGGUUGUUGGUGAUAAUUCUGAUGUUGAUGAUGUUGCUUCUUUCGCCGUUUUUAUUGUUGGUACUUUUAAGGAUAUCAUUGGUUCUGUUGCUAUGGCUGUUUUAGUUGAUAUUGGUGUUGUUGCCCCUAAUGUGUUUGAUGUUAGUCCUCCUGCGGUUGAUGAUGUUGGCAAUGUUGUGGAUGUUGUUGCUGGUACUGUUGGAAUUAUUUUUACAGGUUCUGUUGUUGUCGUUUCUGUUGUGGUUGCUACUAUUGGUUGUGAUACAGUGGAAAUGUUUGCUUCCUUUGUUAUGGAAAUAGCUAUAGUUGUGGCUGUUGUUCCUUGUGUGGUGUUUGUUAGUUCAGCUUUUAUUGUUGCAGUUUCUCUUAUGGAUGACGUUGUUGUAGUUGUUGGUGGUUUCGUGGUUGUUGAUACGUUUGUGGUUGCUGUUGGCUUUGUGGUUGAUGGGUUUGUAGCUUUUGUUGGUUUCGUGGUUGUUAUUGGUGCGUCUGUUCUUGGUUCUGUUAUGGUUGUUGGUUUUGUUGUGGUUGCUGUUGGAUUUAUUGUUGUAUGUCCCAAUGUGGUUAUUGUUUGUGUUAGGCUUGUAGUUGGUCGUUCAGUUGUUAUUUGUUUUGUUGUCGUAGUGGUUAUUGCUCCUGUUGUUGUUGUUGGUUCUGAUGUUGCUGUUGGUUCUGUUACGGUUGUUGUUGGUUCUGUUGUGGUUCUUUUUGGUUCUCUUGCAGUAGUUGUCUGUUCUAUCCUUGUUGUUGUAGGUUCUCUUACAGUUGUCAGUUCUAUUUUGGUUGUUGGUGGUUCUGUUGUGGUUGUUGUCGGUUUUGUUGUAAUUGCUUUGGUUUUUGUUCUGGUUAUUGACGGUUUUGUAAUGGAAGCUGUCUGUUCUGUUAUGUUUCUUGUUAAUUCUAUAUUGUUUGUUUUCGAUUCCGUUAUGGUUGUUGUUGAUUCUGUUAUGGUUGUUGUCGGUUCUUUUGUAGUUGUCUUUUGUUCGGUUGCAGUUUUCAUUGUUGGUUGUGAUGUGGUUGUUGUUCUUGAUGUUUUAUUUAUUGCUGCUGUUAUUGAAUCUUUUGCUGAUGCUAAUCGUGUUGUGGCCCGUUUUGUGAAAUCCGUUGUAAAUAUAUUGGUUGGUGUGGUAGUUGUUAUAGCUUCUGUUGUGGUUUGUGUUGUUGACUGUUUUGAAGUUUGUUUUGUUUUCGUUGUUAAUGAUCCUGUUACAUUUGUAAUUAACUGUGUUGAGGUUGUAGCUAUUAUUGUUGGUUCUGUAGCGGUUGUUAUUGGUCUUGAAGUAGUUAUUGUUCCUUCUGUUGCUGUUGUUGGUUUCGCUGUGGUCGUUGUUAGUUCUGCUCUGGAAGUUGUUUGCUCUUUUAAUGUUGUUUGUUCCGGUGUCGUUGUUGGCGCAAUUGUGAUUGUUGUUGGUUCUGCUGUGUUUGUUGCUAUUCGUUCUGUUGUUAAUGGUGUUGUUGAUUCUGUUAUUUGUGUUGUUAUUAGAUCUGUUGCUGAUUGUGUCGUGGUUGAGACUGUUCUUUUAGACUGUGAUGAAGUGGUUGGUGUGGUAGCAGACCUAGUUGUUGCUGUAGUUUGUGAUGUAGUUGUGGGCCUAGGCGUGGUAGCUGCUGUUGAUGUAGUUUGUGGCAUAGUUUCUGGUGUAUUAGUGGUGCUUGUUGUUGGUUUCAAGUGUGAUGAAGUGGCUGGUGUAACUGGGAUCGCUGUUGCUGAUGUAGUUUUUGAUAUUGUACUUGAGAUAGAAGCGGUGUCUGCUGUUGGUGCAGUGUAUGACGUAGUUUCUUGUGAUGUAGGUUCUUGUGUCGUAGUUAUGAGUGUUGUUAAUGUAGCUUGUGGUGUAGUUGCUGGGGUUGCAGUAAUGUCUGCUGAUAUUGUAGUUUGUAAUGUAGUUGCUGGCGUAGUUAGUGGUGUAAUCAUUGGUGUAGUCGUGGUGCCUGUUGUUGCUGUACUUUGUGAUGCAGUUGUUGGUGUAAUAGUGGUGCCUGCUGGUGUUGUGGUUUGUGACCUAGUUGCUGGUAUAGUAGUUUUAGCUUUUGUUACUGCAGUUUGUGGAGUAGUGGGUGGUGUAGUAGUGGCACCUGCUGUUUCUAUACCUUCUGGUGUAGUUGUUCUUGUGGUAGUAGUGCUUGCUGUUGUUGUAGUUUGUGAUGUAGUUGCUAGUGUAGUUGUUGUGCCUAUUGUUGCUGUAGUAUGUAGUGCAGUGGGUUGUGUAGUAGUGGGCUGUGUAGUAGUAGUACCUGCUGUUGCUGCAGUCUUUGGUGUAGUUUGUGGUGUAAUUGUCAGUGUAUUACUGGUACCAUUUGUCGCUGCUGUUUGUGUUACAGUUGCUAGUGUGGUAGGUGCACCUGUUCUUGUUGAUGUCUGUGAUGUAGUUGCUGGGGUAGUAGUUCUAUCCGUUGUUGCUGUAGUGUGUGGUGUAGCUGUUGGUGUUGUAAUAGUGCCUGCCGCUGCUGUGGUUUGUGAAGUAGUUGCUGGUGUGAUAGGAGUGUCUGUUGUUGUUGAUGUUUGUGAUGUAGUUGCUGGUGCAAUAGUUGUAUCCGUCGAUGCUGUAGUUUGUGAUGUAAUUGAUGACAUAGUACUGUCUGUUGUUGUUGCUGAUGUAGUUGCUGAUGUACUAGUGGUACCUGCUGAUGCUGUUGUUUCUGAAGUAGUUGCUGGUGUAAUAAUACUACCUGUAGUUACUGGUGUAAUAGUAGUGCCUGCUGUUGCUGUAGUUUGUGAUGUAGUUGCUGGUGUAGUAGUGAUGCCUAUUGUUGCUGUUGUUUGUGAUGUAGUUGGAGGUGUGGUAGCAAUAUUUGCUAUUCCUGUAGUUUGCGGUGUAGUUGUGUCUGUGGUAGUUGUACUUGUUAUUGUCGUAGUUUGUGUCGUAGUUGCUGGUGCUGUAAUGGUACCUGGCGUUGCUGUGGUGUUUGAAGUAGUUGUUGGUGCGGUUGUAGUGUCUGCUCUUGUUGAUGCUUGUGAUGUAGUUGCUGGAGUAAUAUCUGUAUCUGUUGGUGCUGCAGUUUGUGAUGUAGUUGAUGACGUAGUAAUGGUGCCUGCUGUUACUUUACUUUGUGGUGUAGUUGUUUGCAUGGCACUGGUGCCGGCCGUUGGUGUAGUUUCUGAUGUGGUUGCUGAUGUACUAGUGGUGCCUGUUGACGAUGUAGUGUGUGAUGUAGUUGCUGGUGCAGUAAUGAUACUUGUUGUUGCAGUAGUUUGUAUUGUAGCGGGUUGUGUAGUAGUGGUUCCCCUUGUUGCUGUAGUUUGCGUUGUAGUGAGUGGCGAGGUAGUGGUACUCACUAUUACUGUAGUUUGUGUAGUUGUUGGUGUUAUUGUGGUACCUUUUGUUGGCGUAGUUUGUGAUGUAGUUGUAGGUGUACUAGUGGCUCCUGGUGUUGUAGUCUGUGGUGUAUUUGUUGGUGUUGUAUUACUGCCUGUUGUAGGUGUAGUUUCUGAUGUAGUUGCUGGUGUAGUAGUACUACUAUCUGCUGUUGCUGUUGUUUGUAGUGUAGUCGAUGGUGUUGGACUGGUGCCUGUUGUGGCUGUAGUUUGUGAUGUAAUUCUUGACUGUGAUGUAGUGGAUGUCGUGACUGUCUUGGCUGUAGUUGUUAAUGUAGUAGUGAUGUCUGUUGUUGCUGUACUUUGUGGUGUAGUUGUUCGUGUGCUAGUAGUGCCUGUUGUUAGCAUAGUUUCUAAUGUACUUGCUUGUGUGGUAGUGGUGCUUCUAGUUGCUUUAAUUCGUGAUGUAGUUGGUGUAGUAGUGAGGUUUGUUGUUGCUGUUGUCUGUAAUGACUUUGGUGUAGCUGUGGUGUCUGUUGAUGCUGUGGUUCGUGAUGCAGUGGUUGGUGUAACAGUGGUGCCUGUAGCUUGUGAUGUAGUUGCCGGUGUAUUCGCGGUGCUUGUUGCAAUUUCUGUUACUCCUUGUGUUGUAGUGAUGUCUGUCUUUGCUGUAGCCUCUGGUGUAGCUGUUGGUGUUAUAUUGAUGUCUGUUGUUGCUCUAGUCUGUGAUGUAGUUGUUGGUGUAGUAGUGAGGUUUGUUGUUGCUGUUGUCUGUGAUGUAGUUGGUGUAGUUGCCGUAUUCUUAUUUUUUGUUGCUGCUGCUGUUUACGGAGUCGGUGGAAGAGAAUUAGGGAAUGCUAAGUUUGAUGAUUCUUCGUGUGUGGAAAAUUCUGAAGUCUCAUCUACAGAUGAAAGUGUAACGGUUGAAGAUGUUAGAUCUUGUGUACCUGAUGUUUUCUGUGUUGUAAUAGAAGGUGUUUGUUUGUAUUCUAAUGAGCCUGUACCUGUCGAUGGUAGAGAAGUUUCUCCUGUUGUGACAGUAGCUGUUUCAAGGUUGCUGGAUGUUUCGUAUCUAACCGUAGAGGCUAAAUGCGCUAUGGGUGUGUUUGCUUCAGUUGUACGUGACUUAGUUGGUGACAUUCGAGUUGUGGUAUGCAAUAUUGUGGGUGUUGAUGUUGCUGUGGUUGUUGUUGCUUCUGUUGUGGUAGGUGUUGUGCUUGCAGUUGUGGUAGAGGUUGGUCCAGAGAUGGUUGGAGUUGUUUGUUGUGUUGUGGUUGUUGUUGGUUCCCUUGUAGUUGUUGACACUCGUUCUUUAGUGCUUAAUUUUGAGGUUGGAGUUGGUGCUGCUUUUGUAGCUGUUGUUGUUGGUUUUGUUGUGGUUGUUGCUUGUGAUGUUAUUGUAGGUUUUGUUGCGGUUGUUAAUGUUGGUUCUAAUGUGGUUGUUGGAACUAGUCUGUUUGUAAUUGAUUCUAUGGUGGCUGUUGUCCGAUCUGCUGUGGUUGUGGUUGGUGGCUCUGUUGUGUUUGUUGUCAGUUCUGUAGUGGUUGCUGUUGUGGUUGUUUCUUGUGAUGUGAUUGUGGUUGUGGGUCUUGUGAUUGCUGGCCCUGUUGUGAUUUUAGUUGUUGGUCUUGUUGGGGUGGUUGCCAGUUCUGUGGUCGUUGCUGUUUUUGUUGUGGCUGUUGUUUGUGCUGUUGUUGUGCCUGGUUGCGUUGUGAUGGUGGCUGUUGCUGUUGUUGCUUCUGUUGUGAUUGUGGCUGUUGGUUCUAUUGUAUUGGUCGUUGAUUCCGUGGGUGUUGCUGUUUGUGCUGUGGGUGUUGGUGUUGUGGUUGUUUGUGCUGUUGGGGGUGUUGUUGGUUCUGUUUCAGUUGUUGGUGCUUGUGUUGUGGUUGUUGCUUCCGUUGUUGUUAUUGUUGUUGGCUCUGUGGUGGUUGUUAUUUGGUCUGUUUUGAUUGAGGAUUUUGAUCCUGCUUUAGUUGUAGAUGGUUCUGUUGUGAUUGUGGUCUUUGGUUCUGUUGUGGAUUUUAUUUCUGUUGUGAUUUUUGGUUCUGUUGUGAUUGUCGUUUGUACUGUUGUGAUUGUGGUUAUUGGUCCUGGUGUGGUUGUUGUUCGUUCUGCUGUAGAUUUUGGUUCUGUUGUGGUUGUUGUUUGCUCUGUUGUGAUUGUAGUUGUUGGUCCUGUUGUGGUUGUUGGUCCUGUUGUGGUUGUUGGUUCUGAUGUGAUUGCGGUUUUUGUUUCUGUUGUUGUGGUGGUUGGUUCCGUGGUGGUUCUUGUUUGUGUUGUGGAUGUUUGUGAUGUGGUUGUUGUUAGUUCUGUGGUGGUUGCUAUUGGUUGUGUUGUGACUGUGGUUGCUCUUUCUUCUGUCGUGGAUGCGUCUCUUGGUUUCGUUGUGAUUGUGGUUGCUGCUUCUGUUAUAGUUGUGGUUGUUAGUUCUGCUGUGGUUGUUGUUGGUUCUGUGGUGGUUUUUGGCACGGUUGUUAUUUGUGAUGACGUUGUUGAGGGUUCUUUUGUGCUUGUUGUAGUUGUUGCAGGUGGUGCUGUGGAAAGGUUUGCUUUCGUUUUUGCUGGAGUUGGUGUUGUUUCUUCAUUGGUUGUUGUUACUGAUUUGUUUGUAGAUGUUGGUUCUCUUGCUGUUGUUUUUGUUGGUUUUCUUGUGGUUGUUAUCGUUGGUGAUGUUCUAGUUGUUGUUGGUGUUCUGAUGGUUGUUGUCGGAGAUGUUGUUUUUGUUGUAGUCGUUGUUGAUAAUGCAACAGUUAUUGGUUCUGUUUCUGUUGUUGUUGUUUCAGAUGCAUUUGUAAAUUUUGGUCCUGUUGCGCUUGUUGCCGUUGAUGUUGGUUGUGAUGUUGUCGCUGAUGUUUCUCUUGAGCUUGUUGUUGACGUUGCACUUGGUGUUGUGUUUGAGAUUGUUGCUGUUAUGGUGGCUUUUGGUGGUGAUGGCAUUCUUGGUUCUGUUGUGGUUGUCGUUGUUAGUUCUAGUGAGGCUGUCGUUGGUUCUGUUGUGGCUGUUGAUUGUGGUACUGUUGUGAUUGCUGUCCGAUCGGGUGUGGUUGUUGUUGGUGGUGCUGUUGUUCUUAAUAGAGUUGUUAUUAUUGGAUGUGUUGGGGUUGCUGUUGGUGGUGUUCUUUUUGUUGGUUCUAUUGUAAUUGUUGUUGGUGCUGUUGUGGUUGUCGUUGUUCGCUCUGUUAAUGUAAUAGGUUCUGUUGUCUUUGUUGUUAUUGGCUCAGGUGUAACUGCUGUUGGUUCUGUUCUGCUUGUUAUUGAUUGUUUUGUAUUUGCUGCAGGUGAAGAGGUUGCCGUGAUUGGUUCGGAUGUAGAUUUUUUCAUAGUUUUAGUUGUCGGUUGUGAUAACAUCGUUGACGGUUCUGUUGUGCGUAUUGUGGACCCAGUUGAUGUUGUUGCUGCAGUUGGUGCUGUUGUUAGUUCAAUGGUUUGUGUUGGUGUUUCCGAUCUUCUGGUGGAUAUUGGUUGUGUGGUGGUCUUCGUUCGUAGAAAUGCUGUUAUUGUGGAUUCCAUUGUUGUUGGGGGUCCCAUUGCAGUUGCUGUCUUUAUUUCUAAUGGUGAUUCGGUUGUAGUUAUUUGCUCUUUUGCGGUUAUCGUAUUUAGUUCUGCGGCGGUUUUUACUGCUUCCGUUGUUGUUUCUGCGGUUACUGUCGGCACUGUUGUUCUUGUUCUUGUUCCUGUUCGCGUGGUAAAUGUUAGUUCUGUUGUUGUUGUUGAUGGUGGUGUUGCUGUUGAUGAUUCAGCUGUUAUUGUUCCUUCCAUAGUUCUUAUAGCUGGCUUAGUAGUGGUAAUUGUUGAUGGCAUUGUCUUUGUAGAUAAACUUGUGGUAGUUAUUGCUGGUUCUAAUGUCGUUGUUAUUGUAGUCGGGACUGUUGAUACUGUAAGUUCUCUUGUGGUUUGUGUUGGUUCUAUUGUGGAUGCUCUUGGUGAUGUUUUGGCCGUGGCUGUUUCUAUUGUAGCUGUUGUUGUUUGUUCUUUCGUGAAUGUUGUUGUUGGCUCUGUUGCGGAUGUUGUUAGUAAAGUUGUAGUUGCUAUUACUUGUUCUAUUGUGCUUGACAUAGGUUCUUUUGUGGAUGUUAUUGGGGAUGUUUCGGACGUUGUUGUUUCUAUUGAUGUUGAUGCUGGUGCUCUCAUAUUUGUUGUUGUUCGUUGUGAUGCUGUCGUGGUUGGUGGGGACGUUGCUAUUGUUUUGGUCGUUGUUGGAAACGUUGUUGUUAUUGCUGGUUCAGUUGUGGCUGCUGGAAUUGGUGCUGCCUUGGUUGAAGUUGCUUCUGUUGUGGUCGAGGUUCGAUCUCUUGCGGUUGUUGCUGGUUCUUUUAUGGAUGAUAACGUUGGAUUUGUUGGACUCGAUACCGGUUCUGCUGUGGCAAUUGCCCUUGGUGAUGUUAUAGUUGGUCCUGUUGCUGUGUGUGUUGGUACUUCGGUGGUUAUUAUUGGUGAACUUGUGUUUGUUGUUGUUGUUUUUGAGAUUGUGGUUGUUGGUGUCGGUCCUGUUGUGGUUGUUGGUUCGCUUAUAAUUGAUGUUAUUGGUGAUAUUGUGGUUGUUGGUUCUGCUGUGGUUAUGGUUGGAUGA
Messenger RNA from Octopus bimaculoides (California two-spot octopus), 8589 nucleotides. RefSeq lists its product as uncharacterized. NCBI's taxonomy places the organism in Eukaryota, Metazoa, Mollusca, Cephalopoda, Octopoda, Octopodidae. The record is from RefSeq and is a predicted model, not a curated record.